Messenger RNA from Bufo bufo (common toad), 1771 nucleotides. RefSeq names its product chromosome 1 C2orf68 homolog (gene C1H2orf68). Lineage: Eukaryota; Metazoa; Chordata; Amphibia; Anura; Bufonidae. The record is from RefSeq and is a predicted model, not a curated record. The transcript is spliced from 4 exons. The coding region runs from base 44 to 529 and encodes 161 amino acids.
UUAAACAGCCCAGAGAAGGGACUGCAGAAGACAUCUGAGUGCUAUGGAGGAAGAAGCGGAGCCGCGGGUGAGGUCGGGCCCCGGUGGACGGCUGGAUAUGAGUCAUGGAUUCGUUCACCAUAUCCGGCGGAACCAGAAAGCACGAGAUGAUUAUGAUAAGGAGGUGAAACAAGCCAAAGAGAAGCUAAGGAAAAGGUUCACUCCAGGACCGUCCCGACCCAGGAAACCAGACCUACAGGUCUACCACCCCCACCCCAGAGAAAGACCCCCCCGCGCUGCUGAUCUAGUGGACGAUGACCCGAGUGACAGUGACUCCAGUACAGACCCCGAGACGCCUGGAAAUCAGCUCUUCUGCUUGGAGUUUGAGGGCGACGGAGGUGAAGUUACGUCCGUUAUUGUAUAUGAGGACGACGAUGCUGAGCAGAUCGCUACAAAAAUUUCCGUAGAGAAUCAGCUGGAAGCCAGAAUGAAGGAAGCCCUGAAAAGACGGAUUCACGAGGAAAUUGCCAAGAGAAGGGGGCAGCGCUGACUUUAGGAUGUUUUCCGGUGUGGUGCACCAGCUAAUUCUUCAGUCUGCGGACCGGUGGAGAACCUGUAUGAGGGGUACCUGUCUUGUGCAGUGGUACAAGCGCCAUGUGGAUGAUAGAGGUUUCUGGACAGAAGUGACUUACCUACUCGUCAAGAAACUGGCAGAACAGCCCCAUUGACAUCUAAGCACUAACCUGCAAUACCAGGCACAACCCAUGGGCAGGUGUGGCGCUGUGUAAGGGAGAAAGCACUCCUGUUUUUUUCAAACUUUUUUACAAUCCCAUUAAUUUAUGUGGUUUUAUCCAAGUAUUUGUUAUUCUAACUCGCGCUCACCUUUACAGGUAGCACUCCAGGGCAGCAACCCCAUAGUAAUUUUAGAUAAGCUACAAGAUGCAGGUGAAGUGGUAAGUACCGGUGAGAGUUGCGGCACAUGCUCUGAUCCCUUCCUUACACGUCAUGAGCGAAUGAUGUCACGGUAAGUGGCCGUUGACGCCAAUUUACAUCGUAGUUCGUCCUGUCGAUGGCAUGGGCACAGGAGCUAUGCCCACACCAGGCAGUGGGAGCCUGUUAUAAUAGUACAGAACGGGUCGGGAUAGGAGCUAGUGUGCAUCCGGUUAACCCCUUGCCUCCCGAUGCCAUAUUGAGAUCACAGGGUAUAACAGGCAGCCUGUCAGUAUUGCGGUGCGUUGUGGAAGGGAUCAAAGCAUUGCAGGUCUCCUGUGAGGUGAAUAAAUAAGAAAAAACACACUUGAAAACAUAAAGGGAGUCGGCAGGAAAUGCCCUGUAACCGCAGGCACAGCUCUGCUGAAUGUAAUGUACCUUUCACUGGGUGAUCCCUUGCUUCUUUCUAGAGAAAAGGCAAAUGAGCAGUUAAAGGGGUUUAUCAUAUUUUUUGAUAUAUCCUCUGGAUAGGUCAUCAAUGUCAGAUGGUCUGGGGUCUGACUCCCGGGACCUUUGCCGAUCAGCUGUACGAAGAGGCCAUGGCGCUCUGUGAGCACUUAGGCCAUGUGGCAUCAUGUUCGUCGGUAACGUGGCUCAGCUCAGUCUCAUUGAAGUGAAUGGGCCGAGCUGCGAUACUAAGCAAAGCCGCAUUCAAAUGGGCAGCGCUGGGCUUGGUAAGCAGCGGGGAGCCCGCAGCGCUCCAGUGAGCGUCACAGUCUCCUCAUACAGCUGAUUGGCAGGGGUUCGGGGAGUCGGACCCCCGCCGAUCUUACAUUGAUGAACUAUUCUGGGAAUAGGUCUU